Myotis daubentonii (Daubenton's bat) is the source of this 4175-nucleotide messenger RNA. Its product is annotated as mucin-2-like. The transcript has 3 exons. NCBI's taxonomy places the organism in Eukaryota, Metazoa, Chordata, Mammalia, Chiroptera, Vespertilionidae. The record is from RefSeq and is a predicted model, not a curated record. Bases 1 to 3771 code for a protein of 1256 amino acids.
AUGUCAACUGAACCCACCACCACCACAGUAACCACCACUUCUACAGGGCCAACUACUGCAACCACUGCCAGCACUGCUACCGAAGCUACAACCACUAUUAUCAGUACUGCUUCGGCUCACUAUACAACUGCCACAGCAGCAGAAAGCACUUCAACUGAAGCUAUAACCAGCACAGCAGCCACCACUUCAGCAGGACCACCUGCCACACCUGCCAGCACCACCACUGCGGCUAUCACUACAACAGCCACCACGACGGCUUCUACUGUACCAACAGCCACCACAACAGCUACCAUUUCAACUGAACCAACUAUCUCAACCACUGCUAGCACGACUGAGGCUACAACCAGAUCCUACACCACUACUGCUUCUAUUGAACCUACAACCACCACAGCAAUAGCUACCACUUCAACCGAAUCUACAACCGAAGCAGCAACCACAACUACUGUCAGCACUACCACAGAGGCUACAACCAUAUCUGACACCACUACUGCUUCUACUGAACCUAUAGCCACCACAGCAAUAGCUACCACUUCAACUGAACCUACAACAGAAGCAACAACCACAAUUACAGCCAGCACUACCAGUGAGGCUACAACCACAUCUGUCACCACUACUGCUUCUACUGAACCUACAACCACAAGAGCAACAGAUACCACUUCAACUGAACCUACAACUGAAACAAUAACCACAACUACUGCCAGCACUACCACUGAGGCUACAACCAUAUCUGACACCACUGCUGCUUCCACUGAACCUAUAACCACCACAGCAACACAUACCUCUUCAACUGAACCUACAACUGAAGCAACAACUGCAACUACUGCCAGUACGACCACCAAGUCUACCACCACAACAGCCACCACUACAACUUCUACUGAACCUGCAAUCACAACAACAGCCACCUCGUCAAGUGCACCAGCUGCCACCACAACUUCUACCACUACCCCUGAGGCUACAACCACGUCAGACACCACUACUGUUUCUGCAGAGCCUAUGACCACCACAGCAACUGAUACUACUUCAAAUGAACUUACAACCACAACAGCAGCCCCCACUAGAACUGAAACGACUACCACAACAACUGCUAGCAGUACCCCUGUGACUACAACCACACAGGCCACCACAACAACCACAACUACAGCCAGCACUACCAGUGAGGCUACAACCACAUCUGUCACCACUACUGCUUCUACUGAACCUACAACCACAAGAGCAACAGACACCACUUCAGCUGAACCUACUACCACUACAUCUGCCACCACAUCAAUAGAACCACCUACCACAACUGUCAGCAGUACCACUGCAGCUAUCACUACAACAGCCACCACAACAGCUACUACUUCAACUGAACCAACUAUCUCAACCACUGCCAGCACUACUGAGGCUACAACCACCAGUAUUUCUACUGCUUCUACUGAAUCUACAACUGCCACAUCAGCAGAAACCACUUCAACUGAAGCUACAACCAGCACAGCUGCCACUACCUCAACAGGACCCACUACCAGUACUGCCAGUGCUACCACUGAGGCUACAACCACAUCUGUCACCACUACUGCUUCUACUGAACCUACAACCACAACAGCAACAAAUACUGCUUCAACUGAACCUACAACUGAAGCAACAACUACAACUACUGCCAGUACGACCACCGAGUCUACCACCACAACAGCCACCACUACAACUUCUACUGAACCUGCAAUCACAACAACAGCUACAUCGUCAAGUGCACCAACUUCCACCACAACUACCCCUGAGACUACAACCACGUCAGAGACCACUACUGUUUCUGCAGAACCUAUGACCACCACAGCAACCGAUACUACUUCACCUGAACCUACAACCACAACAGCAGCCCCUACUACAACUGAAACAACUACCACAACAACUGCUAGCAGUACCCCUGUGGCUACAACCACAGAGACCACCAGUACCACUUCUACCACAUCUGCAACCACGAUGGCAACAGAAACCACUGCAAGUGAACCAACUACCACAAACACGGCCACUACUGCCACUGAGUCUACAACCAUAUCUGACACCACUACUGCUUCUACUGAACCUAUAGCCACCACAGCAAUAGUUACCACUUCAACAGAACCUACAACAGAAGCAACAACCACAACUACAGCCAGCACUACCAGUGAGGCUACAACCACAUCUGUCACCACUACUGCUUCUACUGAACCUACAACCACAAGAGCAACAGACACCACUUCAGCUGAACCUACUACCACUACAUCUGCCACCACAUCAAUAGAACCACCUACCACAACUGUCAGCAGUACCACUGCAGCUAUCACUACAACAGCCACCACAACAGCUACUACUUCAACUGAACCAACUAUCUCAACCACUGCCAGCACUACUGAGGCUACAACCACCAGUAUUUCUACUGCUUCUACUGAAUCUACAACUGCCACAUCAGCAGAAACCACUUCAACUGAAGCUACAACCAGCACAGCUGCCACUACCUCAACAGGACCCACUACCAGUACUGCCAGUGCUACCACUGAGGCUACAACCACAUCUGUCACCACUACUGCUUCUACUGAACCUACAACCACAACAGCAACAAAUACUGCUUCAACUGAACCUACAACUGAAGCAACAACUACAACUACUGCCAGUACGACCACCGAGUCUACCACCACAACAGCCACCACUACAACUUCUACUGAACCUGCAAUCACAACAACAGCUACAUCGUCAAGUGCACCAACUUCCACCACAACUACCCCUGAGACUACAACCACGUCAGAGACCACUACUGUUUCUGCAGAACCUAUGACUACCACAGCAACCGAUACUACUUCACCUGAACCUACAACCACAACAGCAGCCCCUACUACAACUGAAACAACUACCACAACAACUGCUAGCAGUACCCCUGUGGCUACAACCACAGAGACCACCACAACAACUACAACUACUGCCAGUACGACCACCGAGUCUACCACCACAACAGCCACCACUACAACUUCUACUGAACCUGCAAUCACAACAACAGCUACAUCGUCAAGUGCACCAACUUCCACCACAACUACCCCUGAGACUACAACCACGUCAGAGACCACUACUGUUUCUGCAGAACCUAUGACCACCACAGCAACCGAUACUACUUCACCUGAACCUACAACCACAACAGCAGCCCCUACUACAACUGAAACAACUACCACAACAACUGCUAGCAGUACCCCUGUGGCUACAACCACAGAGACCACCAGUACCACUUCUACCACAUCUGCAACCACGAUGGCAACAGAAACCACUGCAAGUGAACCAACUACCACAAACACGGCCACUACUGCCACUGAGUCUACAACCAUAUCUGACACCACUACUGCUUCUACUGAACCUAUAGCCACCACAGCAAUAGUUACCACUUCAACAGAACCUACAACAGAAGCAACAACCACAACUACAGCCAGCACUACCAGUGAGGCUACAACCACAUCUGUCACCACUACUGCUUCUACUGAACCUACAACCACAAGAGCAACAGACACCACUUCAGCUGAACCUACUACCACUACAUCUGCCACCACAUCAAUAGAACCACCUACCACAACUGUCAGCAGUACCACUGCAGCUAUCACUACAACAGCCACCACAACAGCUACUACUUCAACUGAACCAACUAUCUCAACCACUGCCAGCACUACUGAGGCUACAACCUCCAGUAUUUCUACUGCUUCUACUGAAUCUACAACUGCCACAUCAGCAGAAACCACUUCAACUGAAGCUACAACCAGCACAGCUGCCACUACUUAAACAGGACCAACUACCAUUACUGCCAGUGCUACCACUGAGGCUACAACCACAACAGCCACUGCUACAACUUCUACUGAACCUGCAACCACAACAACAGUCACCUCAUCAAGUGCACCAGUUGCCACCACAGCGUCCAGCACUACCCCUGAGGCUACAACCGCAUCAGAUACCACUGUUUCUGCAGAACCUAUGACCACCACAGCAAUUGAUACUUCAUCUGGACCUACAACCACAACUGCAGCCCCCACUACAACUAAAACGACUACCACAACUACUGUUGGCAGUACCCCUGCAGCUACAACCACAUAGUCUACCAGUACCACUUCUACCACAUCUGCAACCAUGAUGGCAACAGAAACCACUGCAAGUGAACCAACUACCACAAACACUGCCAGCACUGCUAC